AACCAUCAUGGCGGAUGGUCACACCAACAACAGUCAUGUCCAUGUUUUAUUUUCAUUUUCUCUGUUUUCGAGGCCGUCCUCUGUACCCGUCGGAUAUGGAUAUGAAUUGCUUAUUCAAAAGUUUUUGUCAUUAUAUGGACCUCAGAUCGACGUCCACAGUAAAUUUAUAAUUCAACUGUAUUCAGACGAAUGGGCACAGUACAUUGAUUUGCCGACAGGAUUUGGGGUGACUGAGAAAUGCAAACUUCGCCUAGUGCCUCUCCAAACAGAGGUGACAAUGUUGGGCAACCUAUCCCCUGGCACCACAGCAUUCUUUUGCUGCGACAUGCAAGAAAGAUUCCGUCCAGCAAUCAAGUACUUUGGUGACAUCAUCAGUGUGGGACAGAGGCUGCUCCAGGGAGCCCGGAUCCUGGGCAUCCCUAUUAUUGUGUCAGAGCAGUACCCUAAAGGUCUGGGUAGCACGGUACAGGAGCUGGACCUGACUGGUGCCAGGCUGGUCUUUCCCAAGACCAAGUUCUCCAUGGUGCUUCCGGAGGUGGAGGCCACUCUAACUGACCUGCCAGAGGUCCGCAGUGUGGUGCUGUUUGGAGUUGAGACCCAUGUAUGCAUCCAGCAGACUGCUCUUGACCUGAUAGGACGGGGCUAUGAGGUUCAUAUUGUGGCUGACUCCACCUCUUCUCGCAGUAUGAUGGACAGAAUGUUUGCCAUGGAGAGAAUGGCGCGGACCGGCAUCAUCAUCACUACGAGCGAAUCAGUUCUGCUGCAGCUGGUUGCUGACAAGGAACACCCCAAAUUCAAGGAGGUACAGAAUAUCAUCAAAGCCACUGCCCCUGAAUCUGGACUGCUCUCCAAGGUAUAGAUGUUCAUUAUACAUCCAAAGGCCAUAUUGGUUUCUGCAGACAUUUAUUUCUCACACCAGGGUCUGGAAUCCAUGGUUAGAUUAUUAUUAAAUAAUAUUGACCUAAAUGUUAAGAUUAGGAAUAUGGGGAAAUGUAUAAAUGUUGUUGUUAGGGACAGCUCUACUUAGAGCAAGCACUGAAAUUGGUAUUGUAAUGUUGGGAAAAUCUGACGUAUUUUACUGCAUACACACUGGAAGACUUCUACAAGAACUGAAUUUGCAUGUGGUUCAAUAGUAUUACACUACCAAGGUAAUGCUCUGAGGUUAUGUCUUCUCAGAAAGUGAUUCUAGUGGCGUUUCUGUCGUUUUAAGGGUGUUGGUGUAAAAUAUAAAAUAUAUUAUCCUUCACCCCUUCCUGACAACAGUUGUUGAAACACAUUUGUGGGUAUUGCACUUCAUGUACCAUUGUUAUCGUUCUAUUGCCACCAUAGAUUAAACUAUUUUCAUGAAUCUAAGGCUGUUUAAGAUUUGGGUUAACUUCAAAAAGGUCAUAACCAUGACCUGAUAUUUAGUGUGUCUUAACAUGCUGAUUUAAAGGAUUGAAUGGCAUAGAAUUGAGAAAGUGUAAUGGGUAUUAUUUGUCAUUGGAUUUGUCUGCGUCCUUAUGUAUUCAAGUGUACUGUUUUUGCAUAUUGACAAUUAUACCAACACAUCACCUGCCCAACUAAUUAUGUGAGGUAAAAAAGGGUUAAUAUUAUUUUGCAUUUGUGUGUAUUUUUCUGUGACUCAAAUUAUGUGUGAUAAUGUGUACUUGAGGAUGGCUUUGAUAUUAUGCGUGUGUGUAUACAUGCAUCUGUAAAUGCCUCCCUGUCAACUGAGCUUGUCUCCUGUUAUCAGAAUAUAUCCUGUUAGGAGGACUACAAUAGUAGCAUGUGCCUGUAAAUGAUUACUUCCCAAACGGAUUGUAUAGUAGCUCCUGAAGGUACAAUUUCUUGUAAGAUAGCUGUUGCUCAAUAAAGACUUGUUUUGUACCUGAUUGUAUUAAUAAAUGUUCACAUGCAUUACAUAA
Hypomesus transpacificus is the source of this 1907-nucleotide messenger RNA. It is a transcript of the gene isoc1, whose product is annotated as isochorismatase domain containing 1. NCBI's taxonomy places the organism in Eukaryota, Metazoa, Chordata, Actinopteri, Osmeriformes, Osmeridae. The transcript is spliced from 5 exons. Gene Ontology annotation, cellular component: cytoplasm. The record is from RefSeq and is a predicted model, not a curated record. Bases 8 to 859 code for a protein of 283 amino acids.